Messenger RNA from Trichomonas vaginalis G3, 447 nucleotides. Its product is annotated as threonyl and alanyl tRNA synthetase second additional domain-containing protein. The transcript has a single exon. The coding region runs from base 1 to 447 and encodes 148 amino acids. The record is from RefSeq and is a predicted model, not a curated record. Gene Ontology annotation, biological process: regulation of translational fidelity; tRNA aminoacylation. Gene Ontology annotation, molecular function: ATP binding; aminoacyl-tRNA ligase activity; Ser-tRNA(Ala) deacylase activity. Lineage: Eukaryota; Parabasalia; Trichomonadida; Trichomonadidae.
AUGUCACACAAGAAUUACGAUCCACCAAUGCAUACAACCGAACACAUUCUCAACCGUACCAUGGACAAUAUUUUCAAGUGCGGCCGCUCCAUUGGAACACACCUUGAGAAAAAGAAAUCCAAAUGCGAUUAUCCACUCAACAGAGAUUUGACUCCAGAAGAGAAGAAACUCAUCGAGAAUACAGUCAACGGCGUACUUGCCAAGAAUCUUGAAGUUAAGGCUAUCUUCCUUCCUCCUGCCGAGGCUGCAAAGCUUGUCGACAUUUCCAAGCUUCCAGAAGGUGCCACAGAUGCUGAUAUCCGUAUCAUUCAAAUCGGCGACUACGAUAACUGCGCUUGCAUCGGUCCACACGUUGCCAAGACAGGUGAUAUCAAGGGCCGCUUCAAGAUCACAUCUACUUCAUUGGAGCAGAAUGGCAUUUGCCGUAUUAGAUGGACAUGCAAGUAA